Messenger RNA from Limanda limanda (common dab), 6116 nucleotides. It is a transcript of the gene mbnl2, whose product is annotated as muscleblind-like splicing regulator 2. Gene Ontology annotation, molecular function: metal ion binding. The record is from RefSeq and is a predicted model, not a curated record. The transcript has 9 exons. NCBI's taxonomy places the organism in Eukaryota, Metazoa, Chordata, Actinopteri, Pleuronectiformes, Pleuronectidae. The coding region runs from base 1003 to 2202 and encodes 399 amino acids.
UCUUCUGCUUCCUGCCUCCGCUCGCAUGCUCCGUGGCUGUGUGUGAGAGAGAGAGCGAGAGAGAGAGAGAUAGAGAGAGAGAGAAACCCCCUGUCUAGGCAUGGACCUCCGGCUGCAGCACUCGGCAGCUCGCGAGGAAUGACAACACUUCACAUGGUCAUUAACUCCAGUCACUGAGGCUCUAGGGGAGAGCUGUACCGUGGCUCAGUGUCACCAGAAGCACCAGGUGCCUUCCACGCGUGGGACAGAGGCAGAGCGGCGGGACCCGGUGAAAUGAGAUCACUGACGGAAAGUGCCUUGUGAGACAACUUGCCUGCUUCAAGAACCCUGGGUGUUCCUGACGGGCUUCAGAUUUCUCCUCCUGCAGUCGAGACAGGAUUUAGCUCAGCCCCAUUAACACCCCCGGACCCCUUUGGGUUGUCCUUACCUGUCCUACCCACCCGAGGUGAAGAGGAGGAGCUGCUGCGCUGCGGUGCCAAAACUCCGAGCGAGUAGGUACUGAAGGCUUUUAAACAAUAGAUCGCCACAAACUGUGUGUUGUUCUAAACUGUGCCAUCGCACCUCAAAAUAGCUCCACUUUUGCUACCUAACAUCCACCCUUGCACAGACAUCAUCAGUCAUAGGAAGGACAUUUUGGGGACACCGGUACAGCCAGCAGAGAUUGUCUCCGAGCAUGCCCCCUCUGUCUUGUCAGAGGUCCGCACUUGAGACUUACUGAUUGAUGAACAAUUAGCGGUUUGACUGACAGACUCUACAAUAGCGGCGAAGUCCCAUGCUCCGCUCGCAGAGACUUUGUCAGUCCAUUACCUCCACUGUCCUGUCCACAAGGACACACAACAUCCACUGACCUGCAGCACAUCAUUUAUAGCUACAUGUUCAAGUAGUUUUUUUAGUUGCUGUUUGUUUUAUUUUUUUUUAAUUGGAACGCCGAAGCCACCUCCUCCUCCGAGGAUAACUCCACUCCCCCCCCCCGGCUCCACCACCACCACCAGCGCCGCUGACAUGGCUCUGAACAUUGCGUCGAUACGGGACACAAAAUGGCUGACCCUGGAAGUGUGCCGGCAGUUUCAGAGAGGGACGUGUUCACGCAGCGACGAGGAGUGCAAGUUCGCCCACCCGCCCAAGAGCUGUCAGGUGGAGAAUGGGAGGGUGAUCGCCUGUUUUGAUUCGUUAAAGGGCCGCUGCACGCGAGAGAACUGCAAAUACCUCCACCCGCCCGCUCACCUGAAGACCCAGCUGGAGAUCAACGGGCGCAACAACCUGAUCCAGCAGAAGACGGCGGCCGCCAUGUUGGCUCAGCAGAUGCAGUUCAUGAUCCCCGGCACCACCAUGCAUCCUGUGGGGGUUGAUCAAGAUGCUUUGGCGUCACUUUUGAGGAGCAGUCAUGUCGACCAUCUUUAUUUACAGUCAAUGCAGGCGUUUCCUCCCUGCCAGGGCCUGGGCUCGGGCGGGGGUUUGAGCUACGCACCCUACCUGACUCCCAUGUCCCACAGCAUGGGCCUGGUGCCCACAGACAUCCAUCCCAACAGCCAAGUCAUCGUCCCCGGCAGCCCGCCCGUCUCCGGCGGCUCCAACUCCAACCAGAAGCUGCUGCGCACCGACAAGCUGGAGGUGUGCCGCGAGUUCCAGAGGGGCAACUGCGCCCGUGGUGAGACCGACUGCCGCUUCGCUCACCCGAGCGACAGCCCCAUGAUCGACACCAGCGACAACACGGUCACCGUCUGCAUGGACUACAUCAAGAGCCGCUGCUCUCGCGAGAAGUGCAAGUACUUCCACCCCCCGGCCCACCUGCAGGCCAAGAUAAAGGCCGCCCAACACCAGGCCAACCAGACGGCUGUGGCCGCGCAAGCCGCUGCCACAGCUGCAGCCAUGACUCAGUCGACUGCCAAAGCAAUGAAGCGACCCCUCGAGGCAACUGUAGACCUGGCGUUCCCGCACGGCGUCCUCCAGCCCCUACCAAAGAGACCAACACUCGAGAAGAACAACGGAGCCAACUCCCUGUUCAACCCCAGUGUUUUGCACUACCAGCAGGCGCUGGCCAACGCACAGCUCCAGCAGCCUGCUUUCUUUCCCACUGAUUAUCCUGAAAUAAGCGUCAGGAUGGGAAGGGAGUGUCACAAAGCUGCACUAGGAAACCCCAAACCGCCCCAGUGUAAAUACUACCUGACCUCUCCCAUAGAGGUCCAGCAACCUGCAUGCUAAGAGUGUAACACUUCAAUUAACCAUACGAACUGCAGUGCCGGUGAAACACACACACACAGAAAAAAGAGAUAUACUGUAUGUAUUGCUAGAAAGAAGAAAAAAACUAUUAACAUGAAAAAGUCAAAAAUAUUCUUAUGUAUUAUAGCAGACACACUAUAGAGGUCAUUUUAACAAAUGUUCUCCCAAAGUACCGUCGACCCCCCCACUCUCUCUUUCAUAUUUAUUCUAAAAACCUCUGCACAACAACGUUCACCCCCCCCCCCCUUUGGUUAGUAAAAGAAUCAAGAUGCUUGAUUUGCACUGGACGAGAGACGUGGUGCACGCCGUGGACAAACAGGAAGUCACAGGAAACCCGCGCACAGCCACGCCCACGCACUCGGCGAGGGUUGAUUUUAAAAGUCUUGCGGUCUUUUGCUUUUUUUUCUCACCAUGAAGAUGAAUGUCCCUGGGGGCAGACAGGCUCGUGUUUCCUCCACAUGUGACUGUCCCCCACCCGCCACCCCCCCCCGAUGCUGUUACGAUGCCAUGAUGAAGCUCGUCCGCCCCCGCCUUGCCCCUCCCCCUUUCGCCAACUUCUCAUCCCAGGAAACCAUCUUGCCAAAGUCGCGGCUUGGGAGAAGUCGGAUGGAAUCACCGCCGCCAGAAAUAAAACCACCAGAGCCACACUCUCGAGCACCCAGACAAAUUCUUCUCUUUUUGUUUUCUGUUGCCAUUACGAGAAGCUGCUCGGCACUCGCCCUUUAUCUGUUUCCACGCUGGGUUCGGCUCUUUGUCGAGGACGAGCGGGGGGGUAGACUGUGCACGGAUUUUUUUGCAUGCAGUCAGGAACAGGGGAAGACAGUGCCCAGUGUUGACAGAAGAUAGUCGUGGCCAUUACUGAAAAGCCUAAAGGCUCGGGUCUGUGCCAAGGGCUUAACAAAGCUUGACGGUUCGUCCCAGACAUACCAAGCCUUGUGUGUGUGAGUGAGUGUGCGUGUGUGUGCGUGUGUGUGUAUGUGUGUGUAUGUGUGUGUUUCGUAUCUGGAGACUGAUGGUCUGCCGGCAGACUGGGACUUGAGGCGAGGUCUAGCAGGUGACGACUACACCAGGCCUGGUAGGAGAGUCUUUUCGAGGGGUGGGUGAAGGAUUUAAGUGCUAAGACUAAACAAAAAAAACGGUGCAUUUGACGAUGCUCGUCAAGAAAAAAACAAAAGAAAAAACAGACAAAAAAAAGAGAUGACUUGAACUUCGACUGGAGGGCUAUCUGUGACCGACGGUUGUCCUGUCCAACCCAACUAUCACCGAUAAUCCUGUUCCAUUUUAGAAAAACUCGUAGAAGUGCCUAAAAAAUGCUCAUCGACUCAACAACACGUGCAUCCGGAGUCUAUCACUAAAAGUCACCGACGCAAAACACACACCGGGCCGUCAGAACGUGGACCUUUAUUUGAUUUCCCCCCCCCCAGGGGGAAUGACAUCACACUUCUUUCCGUUCCCGGAGGCGGUCUCAUCACAAGUGACUUUAUGGAAAAACUAAAAAAAAGAAGUUGAAGAAACGACAAAUCAAAACAUAGCUUUGUAGAAUGUUUGGUGACUUUCAUGGUGUCCCAUUGUUUCCCACCAUGGUUUGAGUAGUUUACAUGAGGAACGUGAGUGAGAAAAAAAAAUACCUGUAUUGUAAAACUGUGUAAUGUAUGUAAGGUGUCUCUUACUUUGAGAGUUUAUAUUCAUAGUUUUAGAAAUAUAUUCAAAGUUAUUUAAAAAUUUUGUGUUGUGUCUCCUAUCGAGGUAUGUUUCGACCCCCCCCCAUCCCCUCCACCACCUCCAUCUUUCAGAACAAUCACAUUUAGAUCAUAAAUUGUUAUUUUUAUUAUUUUACACCUUCUUUAGCCCGUUUUAACUCAUAAACUAAAUUUUUAUUCUUUUUUCACACAAAAAUCGGAUGUAAUUUCAUGGUGCUUGAUCAACAUUGACAAUCCACAAUCAGACCUUUUUUUCUCGGAAAUGUCUCACUCGCUUUCCGCGUGUUUUCACCUCGACUCGUCUCCACGUGAGUUUUUAGUUUCUGUUUUUCGAUUCGUGUGUAAUAUCCGUGGCAGGUGGUGAAAGCUUCUAUUCUGUUGUAAUUUAUCUUGUGUUACUCUUGGUCAAAUUUUAGUUGAGAGAAAAAAAAAAAAGGAAAUGUUGUAAACUAUUCUAUUUUGAGAUGAAUGUAAUUUAUUGAGCUGUGCUACGUCACUGCACGGUUGGUCAUUUCAAGGUCUAACCUGUCAGGUCAGCGACUGAGAAGUCGGGGGGGGGGCGGGGCGGCGUUUGAAAAAGUCCACCCGUCGAUAGAAAGCUACUGGAUCUCUCUUGCCUUCUCAUUGAUAAAAAAAACAAAAAAAAUCACGGUGUCGCAGUGAUGAGCAUAGUUAUAGACUCGUCUGUGUUGUUGGGGAAAAAAAAUGUUUAUUGUAUAGAUGACAUUUUACCAAAAAAAUAAGAGAAUAAAAUUUCAAAAAAGAUGUACUUUUCACUCUAGUAUAAUAGUAUUUCAUAACAAUAUUAAGUUGUUGCUGUGGCAACCAAAUGUUGCAAUUACUAAAGUUCGGUAUUUUUGUAAAUGACAUUGUUGAGUUGAUUUUUCUUUGUUUCUUCUUCUUUCUUUUUUUUCUUUCUUUUUUUUGCUAGAACACUGUACACACGGUAGAUUGUAAAGAAGAUACGAACAUUUCUUAUUCUUCACUGAGAUUACGACAACGACCUAAUAUUUUCAUUAGCAAAUAACAGCCUCUGUAGUGCUGUGACCGUAACACUUAAAUAGAUUCAAAGUCAUCAAUGUUACAUAGAUUAUAUAUAUAAAUAUAUAUAUAUAUAUAAGAACUAAAUAAUCUAUAAAUUAAGAAGUUGAGAUGUACAGCUCCUCCCCUGACAAAGGACCGUGAGGUUCCACUCUGAGACAUUUUAUUCGAGGCGUAUGUAUCACUAGAGUUAAGGAUUGCACUUUUCAUAAUGUUUAAAGAUGUGAUCUGUUUUUUGUUGUUUUUUGUUUCCUCUGCUACUACAACAAAUCUGUUUAUCAAUCAAAAGCAGAUAACACACGGUGAAUAACUUUAAUUCAACUUGUUGCAUGGGAAAAACAACUUUUCUUUUCUUUUCUUACUAAAUGAUUCUGAAUGUUACUAGUGAAAAAAACAAACAAAAAAAAAACACGUCUGUACACAACACGUCCUCAUUUGGUUACCCACGAUGCCCCUGUGUAUGGAAUCCUCUUGAGAUGUGGUGUUUUUAGAAAUGUGUCGGCGGUGAUUGACUGAUGAUGGUUUUAAAACGAGAAAAAAAACGAAGAAAAAGAACAUGUAAGCACUUUCUGAGCAGUUGGCCAACUGAGCAGACUCAGCUUAUCCAAACACUUUGCCUUAUCUUGAGUCCAUCGUGCUUAAAGGUUUUUCUGUUUUUAAAAAAGCUCUUAACUGGAAUUUAUUCAAAGAGACGUGAGCGGGUCUCUCUCCCCAAAUCCCUCCUCGAUUUCAUUUCAAACAUUUAUAUCGAAAAAAGUUUUAAGUUGGCCAAAAGACGGCAACUGCAACAGAGUGAGCAGUCUCCUGAUCGUCACCUCCGGUCUCCCCAAAAAACCUGUAGUGGCAUCUUUUUAUUUUUGUCCCAUUGCCUUACAAUGGAGCAGUUUGGAUUUGUAACUCACAGCUUUAGCCAGCAGAGGGCACUACAGUGGAGACUGCAGGUGACAUGUGGCGACUGCCUGUGCCAUCGUUGUUGCAGCGUAGCCAAGAUAAAUUGACCCUCAUCGGAUUUAUAGUUUCAAUGUAAUGAUUUCUUAAUGUAUUCUUUUGCAUAUAUUUUGUGCUAUUUUAUGUUUCUAUAGUCCAAUGUUCCUUUGGUUCCAGCGAGAUAGUGUAAAAUCUAUUGGAAGACAGAAAUAAAGAAAAUCAAAGGAU